UCAUUUCCGUUGCCGUUGAGUUCGGCAUUGCCUGAAUGAACGAAGACGAUGGUAGCGAAGAGCGACUACGAGAUUCUCAGAAAUGCACGCGUCUUAGAGAAUCAGGCUCGAUUAGCCUCUCUGGGUCUUCACAAAACAAUCUCUGAGCUUCGAGACGCAACAACAUCUGCUAAAUCAAAAACUAAAAGAGCCUGGAAUAAAAAGUUUUAUGCAGCCGCUCCUUUACGUCGCUCUCAGAGAAUCAACACAACCGACCUCAAUGGAAACGGCAGCCACCUUCCACUGCGACGAUCUCAGCGUUUAAGAGGGAGUAAAACCGACCCUUCGUCCCCGAAAGAAGAGAAAUUAUAUGCAUCUGAAGAUGAGGAAGAUCGUCUUCCGAGUGAUUCAGAAGAGAAGAGGCCUGCAAAUGCACCGUUGAUUAAACUAAAGGGUGUACAACUUCAACUUUCUGCAGAAGCUUCGGCUGUGCGCUGCAAUAGCAAGGGUAGAGGCAGUGUGUACAACCCUGUAUUUGGCAUAUGCUGCCAUUUCUGCAGGCAAAAGAAAUUAUGUGGUGAAGAAGACUGCAAAAGAUGUGGCUAUUUUGAUGUAAAUGAGCCGUGCCUAGGAAAGACUGAUUGUUCUGCAUGCCACUCUAGUACCGGUGUUUUCUGCAGAGCAUGCCUCAAGGUUCGCUAUGGUGAAGAAUUGGAGGAAGUGAGAGAGAACAAACACUGGAUGUGCCCUCAUUGCAUAGAAGCUAAAGGAAUUAACCCUUACUGGAUAUGCAACAGCUCACUAUGCCUGAAGAAACGCAACAUAGCUCCAACUGGAAUUGCAAUAUUCAGAGCUCGCCAAAUGGGAUAUGAAUCAGUGGCGCAUUUUCUUAUGGAUGAACUCAAAAGAAAAGAUCCAAAAAGAUGCAAAACUUGAAGGAUACGCGUGUAAUGUGAGAUCAAGGUUUGAUAGGGAUUUUUAAUUGGCAACUAAUUCCUAAUGAUGGUGACUUUUUAUAUUA
Neltuma alba is the source of this 1000-nucleotide messenger RNA. Its product is annotated as cell division cycle-associated protein 7-like. The record is from RefSeq and is a predicted model, not a curated record. Bases 49 to 915 code for a protein of 288 amino acids. Lineage: Eukaryota; Viridiplantae; Streptophyta; Magnoliopsida; Fabales; Fabaceae. The transcript has 8 exons. Gene Ontology annotation, biological process: regulation of DNA-templated transcription. Gene Ontology annotation, cellular component: nucleus.